AUGCGAGGAAAUGUUGCUAAACUUUUGAAAGGAAUUGAUCGGUACAAUCCUGAUAAUCUCUCAACAUUAGAACGAUAUGUUGAAAUGCAAGUUCGAGAGAAUACUUAUGAUCUGGAAGCCAAUUUGGCUGUAUUAAAACUGUACCAGUUUAAUCCAACCUACUACAACAAAGCUGUUGUUAUGCACAUUCUUUUAAAAGCCCUUACCAACCUACCGCACACAGACUUCAUUUUGUGCAAGUGUCUAAUUGAUUCUCCUAAACAAGAAACUGAGGAAAUGCUAAAAAUUUUCCAAUUGGCUGACAUCUUGGAAACUUGCCAAUUCAAGGAAUUCUGGGCUGAAAUUGCCAAGGAUCCAAAUAUGAUAUACGGCAUCACUGGUUUUGAUGAUUCAAUCAGGAAGUAUAUUUGUCAUGUUGUUGGAAUCUGCUAUGACACCAUCCACAAAGACGUAUUUGCUGAACUAUUAGGAGAUCUCUCAGACAAACAAGUGAAUCAGUGGGUAGCCAAGUAUGGGUGGAAAAUGAUUGACAGUCAAAAUAUUUUUAUCACAAGUCAAGAGGAAAACAUCAAAACCAAGAACAUCACAGAAAAGAUCACAUUAGAAAGUGUUGCUGCCAUUAUGACAAUGGCAGCACAUUCCAAAGUGCCGCAGCCACCAGCUAUUCAAUAA
Acanthosepion pharaonis is the source of this 672-nucleotide messenger RNA. Lineage: Eukaryota; Metazoa; Mollusca; Cephalopoda; Sepiida; Sepiidae. The record is from the annotation of a GenBank genome assembly.